AUGCAGACCGUUCUAUCAGCCUUUGUUCUUGCCAUUGUGGCAAUUGUAGCUGUUGACUCUGCCGAAUUCAAUCAGGGGAGUAAAUCAGUGGUCAAACGAGAUCUAUGGCAAUAUGCUGGGAUUUCCGGCGGAUAUCACAGCGGCCUAGGAUCAUCGAAUGGAGGUGCGGAAGAAAGCCACCAUUAUCAGGCUCCUCAAAAGCUGCAGCAGCUGAAAACUCAACUUCCGGCGGCUGAAGGUUGGGAUGGUGGCCAUCAGGAGCACUCGUGGAUGCCAAUGCAAUUCAAGACUCCCAUCGUCGUACACACGAUAGGCCAUGACUCCGGUGAAAAGGGACACUCCAAGAGUGGAGGACAUGAUGCCGGAAGCCACGGAAAGGGACAUGAAGCUCAUGUCUACUUAAACGAACACGAUCACCAUCAUCAUCACCAUCAUACCACCAUUAAGGUCAUCGAGGUUCCCAAGCCAUAUCCGGUGCAUGUGGCCAAGCCCUAUACCGUUUACGUUAAGAAGCCGAUUUUUGUGGAGAAACACACGCCCGUCAAACUUCUGAUCAAGAAGAAGUAUCACUCCCAUCAUUGA
Molecule: messenger RNA, 582 nt
Organism: Uranotaenia lowii
Lineage: Eukaryota; Metazoa; Arthropoda; Insecta; Diptera; Culicidae
Product: transcription factor Sox-1-like
Exons: 2
Coding region: 1-582 (193 amino acids)
Source: RefSeq, a predicted model, not a curated record